GUGUUGGUCGACGUUAUUGGCCAAUGCUUCGGCAUCGUGUUCUCCGCUCUCCUGCUGGAUCUCGGGACGUCCUCGCUCAUGACGGCCUGGAUCUUCAACAUGUUCGGCUUCCUGUGGUGUCUGACGGGCCCUCCUUUGAGUCCUUUGAUCAAGGAAUGCGGCUGGAGGAGGGUGACCUUCGUUGCCGCCUUCCUGCUGGCGGCCUCGACGAUCUCGUCCGCCUUCGUUACGUCCGCCUGGGUUCUCUUCCUCACGUAUUCUGUUCUUGGGGGCAUCGCGUGCGGGUUGCUCUCCAACAUAAGCUACAUGAUCGUCCCUCACUACUUCACGACGAGGCGCGGCCUGGCCAGCGGCAUCAUCAUGAUGUGGGACUGCGGCGGUCAGCUCCUGGGGCCGCCCCUCGUCAAACUCCUGCAGGACGAGUAUGCUUACAAGGGCGCCACGCUCAUCCUCGGGGGCGUUGUCCUCAACUGCUGUGUGGGCGCCGCUGUUUUCCACCCCGUGGAGCGGCACUUGAAACCUAGGGGUGUUCUCGCUGAGCGCGUCGUCGCAAGAUCUCCGUCGGGCGCCCUCGGGGGCGGCUUGGCGCGUCGGUCGAACAACCCGAGGCCGCCGACGCGAACGCUCGUCUGGCGCAUCGUCCAGUCGACUCUCGAGGACCUGCGGAUCCUCACCUCGGCGCGGGCCGCCAUCAUCGCCGUCGGGGCAACGGUCAUCUUCAAUGGCUACCUGAAUUUCCUGGCCUUCGUCCCGUUCGCGAUGCAGGAAGCGGGGCACUCGCUCGGAGACGCUGCCGCCUGCGUCUCUUUCUCGGCCGUUUGCAACAUGCUGACGAGAAUCACGGUGGCCUCGCUGUCGGACAUGAAGAUGUUCAACUUCCGAGUCUGCUACAUGCUGGGCGGUCUUACGAUCACGGCGUCGAUGCUCACAUUUACCCUUCUGACGGACAUGGCAUGGAUCAGAGUGACCAUGGGCGUGUGGGGAUGUGGUGUGGGGGCCUUCAUGAGUAUAUUCAACCUCAUCAUGGUGCAUUACAUGGGACUAGACAGAUUCAUGGCCAUGCUUGGGGCGACGAUGCUGUUCAUAGCGAGUGGAUACCUCACGAUCGGGCCACUUGCACGCUACAUCCGGGAUACUACAGGCAGUUACAGUGUUGCCAUAUGGAUGUUGUCCGCCACAGUGUUCUCCAGUUGCCUCCUCUGGCUCUUUAUGCCAGCUGCCGAGAUCUAUGACUCUAAACGGAAGCAGGGCAAAGAUAGCCCGGCUCAAUGCUGAAAACCUCUGAUCAAACUUCGCUAAUCUUUGGUGCGCGCUUUGUGACCUAUCUUUGCGGAGAAGUCUAUCAGGUAUGCCACAGGCUUCGUCCCGUCGUAACCACGAUAUCAUUAUGCUACACCAUCCUCCAGCAGAGCCAACUCGCCUUCCAGGUACUUCAGGAAUACACCGUGGGAGGGGCGUUUCAUCUUGCUGUAGUCCAUACCCCUCUCCAGAAGCUCUAGCAGAGCAGGCUUCUUGGCUUCCAAAAACGGAUAAAUCUGCCUCAGGGUGAAAGAUAACCCCACGAUAUCAGUUCUGUGAUCAAGAACUCCACCCCGGAAGAUUUCGGCCGCGUACCAAGGGCGCUUCAUUACCUCCCGCCUCCAGCAGAGACGGCGGUCUCUGAAGUGGGACUUCCGACCGAUCUUCGUAGCGCAUCCAAAGUCUAUCAGAUGGACCUGUGGCUCUCCGUUUUCGUACGUCACCAUAGCAUUAUCAGCCUUCAAGUCAGCGGGGACUAUUCCGCAGUCACUUAACUCCUUCACCUGCUUCGUAAGUGAGAUCGUUAUCUUCAACAACUGGCGAUCGUCAAGCUUAUUACGGUGCAACAGUGAAUACAGGUUAUUAAAGCCCAGACACUCCAUGAUGAUAAUGCCAGCUUUUGGCUCGCAGCAGAAGAUCCUAGGCGCGCCCGCCCGGCCUCUCAGAUAAGCCAAAAUCGAAGCCUCGUGCCGAGUUAAGUGCUCAACGCCAUACCUGCCUCUCUUCGUGUUGAUCUUAGCUAUAACCGGCAUAGCGACUCCCGGGAUUUUUGUCAGAUAAAUAUUAGCAUAACCUCCAGAUCCUACCUUCAUCUUCUGGGAUAACAAAUCUCCUAGUCCUGAAACUAUGUAAGGAUCAACAAUUUCAGAAAAUUUUGAAAUUACCGUAAACCAAGACUCUAUCGUUCGCUUAUUAUCAUAAACACAUGAAAACCACUUAGACGUAUUUCUAAGGCAGGAUUCAGCCUUGAAAACAAAAUUUUUCAAUGACUAACUUUUAUUAUUAAAACAUACAUAGAAUAGUAGUUGUAUCACUAU
Messenger RNA from Penaeus monodon (black tiger shrimp), 2336 nucleotides. RefSeq names its product monocarboxylate transporter 12-B-like. Gene Ontology annotation, biological process: transmembrane transport; monocarboxylic acid transport. NCBI's taxonomy places the organism in Eukaryota, Metazoa, Arthropoda, Malacostraca, Decapoda, Penaeidae. The record is from RefSeq and is a predicted model, not a curated record. Gene Ontology annotation, molecular function: monocarboxylic acid transmembrane transporter activity.